Pseudo-nitzschia multistriata is the source of this 1744-nucleotide messenger RNA. NCBI's taxonomy places the organism in Eukaryota, Bacillariophyta, Bacillariophyceae, Bacillariales, Bacillariaceae. The record is from the annotation of a GenBank genome assembly.
CAUAUUAGUACGUUCAUACCUAGACAGGUAUGUUCAUACCCACAUGAGUUUGUUCAUACCUAGACAGGUAUGAUCAUACCCACAUGAGUACGUUCAUACCCAGACAGAUAUGUUCAUACCCACAUGAGUACGUUCAUACCCAGACAGRUAUGUUCAUACCCACAUGAGUACGUUCAUACCCAGACAGAUAUGUUCAUACCAAUAUGAGUACGUUCAUACCCAGACAGUAAGCCACUUGCUCACUCACCAUCUACUCGUGAUUUACUUGAUACCGGUACGAGUACGUGUAUUUUAUUACUGGCUCACAGAUAUUGGUCAUUAUUGUGACAAGUCAUUCUACUAGCAAUAACCUAGUUUUUGCACAGUAGUACAGUAAGUUUUUUUGGCCGCCGCCAUCCUUCAAAAAAAAAAACAAAGGCGGCGGCCGCAACCAAUAUGCAAAUACCGGUACGUUUGGAACAACAACUACGAUUACGAGUUUUUUCUUUCAGCAAUACGUAAGGAGCGCGUGGUAGUUGGGAGUGCGGAUCUUUUUCGCGACAAAAUGCUCCGCUCUUUUUUUGUUUUUUUGUCGCAAGUCCUCCUAAGCACGACUUUUCUUGAAGGCUCGACUAGUCGAUAUUAUCCCGAAUUCCUCGACCUCGCACCCAUCAAAACAGCAACAGUGAUGCAUGGUCCUUCUCACAAGAAAAAUACUUAGACGACCACAACCACCAUGAUAUUUUAUCACACUGACCGAUCAUCUCUGUCACUCCUAAUUUUCUUUCUCGCAACGCUGYUGCUGCUCAUGGCAGAUCUCAUCAUUGCGAACGAAGGGUCAGAUGAAUGUUCCAAAUUUAAGGCACCGAACAACGACACAGACGAAUAUCUCGUUAAGGAAUGGAAGGCUGCCGACGACACGCUCUGGAAAUACGUCAACGAAAAAGUCCCUGAAGUUCUUGAGCACACAGGAAGCGCUGCCUUUGAUGAGCAUUUGAAGGGAGUCCAGGCCGUUUUGAGAUAUUGGGGUUCGCCGGUGCAUUUAACCAACGCUGGACUUUUCCAUAGCAUAUACGGUACCGAAGGAUUCCAGGGGUUCUCUCUCCCACUCAGUGAACGAUCGGCUAUAAAAGAGUUGAUAGGAGAAAAGGCAGAAAAGUUAKCCUACGUAUUUUGCAUGGUGGAUCGGUCGACUGUUGACGAAACAGUGUUUGCCUGGAAAGAAGAAGAUUCUAUGUCGAAUGCAUCUAUUUAUAGCUUUCGAGCUAGGCCCGAACUGGGACGCUUCGACAUUACUCUGAAUAAAGAAGAAUGGCUUGACUUUAUAGAGUUGUCACUCGCCGACUGGCUWGAGCAGGUAGAAGGUGCAGCSACCAAACCAAAUCCACUAUUCCUYUGGGAAAAAGGAGAAGCCUAUGCCUAUAGGAGGCUGGCCUAUCGAAAAAUGAAUGAAAUUCUAAGYGUGGAACGGAAGGAACGAUUGGGAAGCAGACCACGAAAAACCCUUGAGGCCGUCAUGUCCACUGAGCCCUCAGAGACAAGGCACUUGGUGCAAGCUCGAAAUCCCCCGGUUUCGGCUGCUGCCGCACUAGCUCUCGACGCCUURAGGGCAAACGGAGAAAAUAUUCCCAUCGAUUUGAGACCACAACCAAGUAGUGGCGAAACGUUUCCUGGAACCCUGAAUGAACUGUAGUUUCUCGUCAUAGUUUUUUAUGAAUAUCCAAGUAACAAGUAAGUAUCAACCCUGAUAUMGAUUGGAUAUUAU